Bombus huntii is the source of this 2792-nucleotide messenger RNA. RefSeq names its product GTP-binding protein RAD-like. The coding region runs from base 794 to 2380 and encodes 528 amino acids. Gene Ontology annotation, molecular function: GTP binding; GTPase activity; calcium channel regulator activity. The transcript is spliced from 9 exons. The record is from RefSeq and is a predicted model, not a curated record. Lineage: Eukaryota; Metazoa; Arthropoda; Insecta; Hymenoptera; Apidae. Gene Ontology annotation, cellular component: plasma membrane.
UUCGGGGUGAGUCACGCUUGCGCAAGCCGCGUGCACUUAGCGAAGCUAGAACGGCGCGCAACAAUCAUGCGAGCUUCAGUUUUCACCAAGUUCUCGUCGGGGUUGAACGAUCGUCGCUCGGUUCAUCUUUCGACAAUCAUCGUGAGAUUACUUCGCCCGUGAAAAACGAAAAUUUCAUCUUCGUGUCACGCAUCUUCGGGUCGUGAUCCCACGUGUUAGUCGAUGAGAAACAACGCCAAGAUUUCGUAUGAAAGUUCUUCUCCAUCCACGUGAGAAGCUUCACCCUCUGUACCGCUAUCCCUUGAUCUUCCUACGCGUUUAGAUACAGUGUAUCCAAAGAAGAACCGCUGACUUUUUACAUUUUAUAAAAACGUCUUUGGCGAACGUCGAAUAUCACGACAGUUUCAACAACUUUCUACGUUCGUCUCCGCGUUUCGUCAGCGCAAAGAUCGGAAGAUCUGAUCAAAAGCGAACGCUUUGAACUUCUCAGCCUUUUCUUGUCUUGUCUUCUUUUUUUCUGCAGUUAGAAUUUCUAUCUAAGAUCGCAAAGAUUUUGCCGUUUUCGUCGCUGUAGAGUCGAACGAAAGACAGAGAACGGUGAUUUUCACAAAUUUUUCGUUUCUUUCCUUUUCGGGGGAGUUUUCUUUUGUUUUUUUAUUUGAGACUCGAAGAGUUUCGCGAUUUCGUGGCGAAUUUUGACGAGACAACGAAUGAACGAGAGAUGGAGAAAAAUGUGUAGAGAAGACGCGAGUUAAAUUGUUACGAUUUCUUAAAAGACCGAGUGGUGUACUAUAUGGCAACAUCAACCGUGUCGGGACAUCAUGAAGCUGUCAAGGAAAAUUCCACGGAGCUUCUUGAUCGGAUUUCCAUGAAUAGUUGCCCGCCAAGUAGUUUUCCAGACAAUUUUCAAGACUUCUUCGCCGCUCUUAACGAAGACUCGGACGAUUUGCCCAGCAUGCUCGAGGAUAAGUUGAUACCCAGAAAACAGGAGGCCUCGAACUCCGACUCGAAGAGCAGACGAUGGAGCAAAAGGGCGUUUCAGAGGAGAAGCAGCGAGGUGGAGGUUCGUCUGCAUCGCACCUCUUUCACAGGAUCCCAAGGACACUCGAGCGUCGAUGGUCCAAAGUCGCCGACUCCAUCGAGACGUCGUAGCUCUAGCAUAGCGGUAGCCAGGCCGACUCCUGACUUGCACAGGAAACUAGUUGGCCCUUUUUUACACCACAGUAUCAUACAGUUUCUACAAGCAGAAACCGGCCCUUGGGGUCAUUUAUCGCCCUCGCCGAGGAGUCCCACAAGAACCCCGGCCAUAAGUCCUGGAACAGCGUCCUCUUCGUCUCACUUGAGUCCAGGCACGAGCCCAGGUGGACCAAGUCCAACUAGCCCAGCUGGUACAGCUGGUUCAGCGUCAGGAUCCCGAGCUCCAGGACCAAAGCAAUAUCGCGGAAGGACCAGCAGUAUGCCGGCGGUUCCACGACACAGACCGAUGCUCGCUGAAACGAAACGCGGUGGCGCCAGCGGGGCCGAUGAGGGAGAAGAAGAUGGAGUGGAAUAUUACAGGCUCAGGUCGUUUUCCAUAACAGCGAAUGGGGUCUAUAACCUCGGCGAUUCGCUGAAGAGCCGACGUAGCAAGAGUAUCAACAGCGUCACAUCCUCUGGCACUAGCUGCAGCAGCACCAGGGAGGCCAGGUUAUUGAGCUCGGCGUCACAGCUUUCAGGCAUGGAAGCAGAGGAAGACACGAGCAACGAACGAGUGGCCACUUAUAAAGUCGGCAUGCUGGGUGCAUCCGGGGUUGGGAAAACCGCCCUCACCGCCCAGUUCACCACCAGCGACUAUAUUUGCGCCUAUGACACUUCCCUGGACGAGGAAUACGGACAGAAAAGUGUUUCCGUGAUGCUCAAUGGCCAAGAAACAGAAUUAGAAAUCAUAGAUCACCCCACGGCGGAGAUGUCGGUGGAAACGUUCUGCUCGACGUACAAUCCGGACGUUUUCGUGGUGGUUUACUCAGUGGUGGACAGGCGUAGCUUGAAAAUGGCCGAAGAUACGUUGAUGUAUCUAUGGAAGAGCGAUUAUAUGGCUAGUCGUGGCGUGAUUCUCGUCGGCAACAAAGUCGAUCUCGAGAGGAAACGGGAGGUUCCAUCCGUUGUUGGCCGACGUUUGGCGAACAACUGCGGCUGCAAGUUCAUCGAAACCUCGUCAGGACUUGCCCAUCACGUGGACGAGCUGCUGGUCGGCAUCCUAGCGCAGAUUAAGCUGAAUCCACAACGGGACCGCGACCAGGCAACCAGACGAAGAAGAAGCAAGCAUCGUAGAAGAAUCUUGAAACACCUGUUGGGCUUCAAAAGGAAAACGAAAAGCUGCGAGGACCUGUUCGUCCUCUAACGUUUGCCCGGCUCGAAGUAACGAUUAAGAAUACGUGAAAAUUAGGUUUGUCGAUCGUCUGAUUCUUCUUUUCUGUGUACGUGAGAAUCGAUAUAUAGGAUGUAUAAAAAAAAAUGCUGAGAUUAGACCUAAGGAACAUGUAGUAGUCGUUAAAAUAAAGAAUAAGAAAAGCAUCUUAUAAAUAGGGCGCGGAUAUUUAUGCGAGCAUAUUUUUAUGAAUACAAUAAGAUAAAAGUGUUAUCUAGAUAGACAGUUAAUUUUAUUUACUAAACGUUACCAUGUAUUUAUUUGUGCGUCUUUGCUUAUUACGUGGGAUUUUGCGUAUUUUGCCGCUAGCUUUCGAUAUUUUCAAUUCCACGUAAACGCAUAACAAUCCGCAACGUACUUGUAAAUAUAGAUACGAAAAUCAUUA